AAUAUCAACCACAGAUAUAUUCCUAUGCACUGGUCUGUGCUUUCUUAGGGGAACUUAGCCACGGACUUAUCAGCAUCAGACAAGAGAGGUUUCAUAAAAGGUAUCAGGACAGCCAUGGAAACAAACACCUCCAUCCAUCUCACCACUGUAAAUCCCACCCCCUCCUCAGACAACUUAGCCAAACUGAGAUAUUCUCUACACAUCAUGUCACUUUGUGUUUACGGCGUGGCCUGUGUCCUCGGCAUGCUUGGGAACGGGGCUGUUAUCUGGGUGACAGGCUUCAGGAUGAAGAAGACGGUUAACACAGUUUGGUUUCUCAACCUUGCUGUGGCUGACUUCCUCUUUACGGCCUUCCUUCCCUUUGCCAUCACUUACCAGGCCUUGAAUUUCAACUGGGUGUUUGGGAAAUUCAUGUGCAAGCUGAACAGCACAGUAAACUUUCUGAACUUGUUCGCCAGCGUCUACACCCUUGUGGCGAUCAGUAUCGACAGGUUUGUGUCAGUAGUGUGGCCCAUCUGGGCUCAGGUUCAUAGGAGUGUGAGGAAGGCUUCCUAUAUGUGUCUGUCUGUUUGGGCGUUAUCUUUAUCUCUCAGCCUUCCGUAUUUUGUCUUCAGAGAUACUGAAGACGUCCAAGGCAAUAUCAUCUGCUACAAUAAUUUCGCUUUCUCUAAUAACUACAGCAAUCCAUCUGUGAUUCAGUUAGUCAAUUUUCGCCAUCGGGCCUUGCUCAUCACCCGUUUACUCAUGGGGUUCAUCGUCCCCUACAGUGUAAUCAUCACCUGUUACGGCAUCAUCAUCCACCGCCUCAGGAGCAACCCCAUACUGGCCAAACAAUCAAGCCGCUCUUUUAAGAUAAUUGCUGCCAUCAUCAUCACGUUUUUCCUGUGCUGGGUUCCCUUUCACAUCUUCAGUAUAAUUGAAUUGAUAAGGUUCCAUCCCAGCAACCAAGGCAAUGCACUGUUACAUGUCAUCACCAUCGGGAUGCCGUUCGCCACAAGCCUAGCCUUUGUUAACAGCUGCCUGAACCCAAUCCUGUACGUAUUCAUAGGCCAAGAUUUCAAGGAUAAAGUCUGCAAUUCCAUCCUGAAGGUGUUGGAGACCGCAUUUCAUGAAGACGAUACCAAAACUUGCUCAAAGUCUGUCAGCACCAGCGAGAGCAACAAGUCACAUCAGGGCACUGCAGUGUAGAAGCAGUAGUGAUUUUUUUUAAACAGCUUAACUGCAAAGAGUAUAUCAAUUCUGCAUUUUCCUUCUGGUGUAUUUCAAUAUCGGUAUAUCGUACUGUAAUGACAUAAAUAUGUGUUCCUGACCAUUGUGCAACAGCUUUUAGAAAUAGCUUAAAUGGGUGUUGUUUUGUUGUUGUCAGCACAUUUAUGUUUGAUAAAACAAGAGGAAUUAAAGAGCCAUUUUCUGAAUAAUUUCCUGGUUGGCUCUGACUAUCAAAAAGAAAGAAAGAAAGAAAACAAAUUAUAAAGUGAUUUGUGAAAGUGGCUAUUCAUAAUUCACAAUAACCAAGUUUGACCUAAGCCGUCUUACCAUACAAUUUCCAAGAGACAAAACUGUUAAUUUUAGCCCCAUUAACUGAACAUUUUUAUUUAUGUAUUCAUUGUAUUU
Molecule: messenger RNA, 1614 nt
Organism: Fundulus heteroclitus (mummichog)
Lineage: Eukaryota; Metazoa; Chordata; Actinopteri; Cyprinodontiformes; Fundulidae
Product: chemokine-like receptor 1
Exons: 2
Coding region: 115-1188 (357 amino acids)
Biological process (GO): positive regulation of cytosolic calcium ion concentration; inflammatory response; complement receptor mediated signaling pathway
Cellular component (GO): plasma membrane
Molecular function (GO): complement receptor activity; G protein-coupled receptor activity
Source: RefSeq, a predicted model, not a curated record